UGGAAGAGAGUUUCACUUUGGGUUGAACCUAAGUUUAGAAUUGAUCAGCUAAUUGCCAGAGGGAAAAGAAUAGCCCAAGUGAAAAGAAAACAUUUCUUAAUAUGAAUUGGUUUAGAAGUUACUUCUCUAAGUGUCCUGAGGAUGUUUCUUUAUUCAACAUAAACUCACCUCUGUUGUUUGCACUCACGCCAUCUGAAGAUGAACAUUUUAUUUCCAACUUGAGGAGCCACGCAUCAGCCCGUGCUGUGGUGGAGCAACCUGUCCAUGGAGCCAGCAGUAGGACCACAGUCACAGCGAUUGUCCAGACCGGUGGGGACUGGAGCACUGGCCUCUUCAGUGUCUGCAGAGAUAGAAGAAUCUGCUUUUGUGGUCUGUUUUGUCCGCUAUGUCUUGAGUGUGACAUUGCCAGGCAUUAUGGAGAGUGUCCUUGUUGGCCAUUGUUACCUGGGUCCACCUUUGCACUGAGGAUUGGCACCAGAGAGAGACAUAAAAUACGGGGCACACUGUGUGAGGACUGGCUGGUGGCGCACUGCUGUUGGCCUUUUUCCAUCUGUCAGGUGGCCCGAGAACUCAAGAUAAGGACCUCUGAACUCUAUGAAGUCUGUGCUGUCCCUUCAAUCAAGAACACCAUGAUUUGAUGGAGCAAGAUAACCCCUUGUCCUUAUGUCCCAUGUCUUUCUCUUAAACCCCUCUAGUAGCAAGAUUGUUUUUCUUUUCACCGAAAUGGCAUGAAAACAAAUGAUCCCUCCC
Messenger RNA from Tupaia belangeri chinensis (Chinese tree shrew), 750 nucleotides. RefSeq names its product PLAC8 like 1 (gene PLAC8L1). NCBI's taxonomy places the organism in Eukaryota, Metazoa, Chordata, Mammalia, Scandentia, Tupaiidae. The coding region runs from base 102 to 638 and encodes 178 amino acids. The transcript is spliced from 4 exons. The record is from RefSeq and is a predicted model, not a curated record.